Messenger RNA from Lachnellula hyalina, 5886 nucleotides. RefSeq names its product Phosphatidylinositol 4-kinase (gene STT4). The coding region runs from base 1 to 5886 and encodes 1961 amino acids. NCBI's taxonomy places the organism in Eukaryota, Fungi, Ascomycota, Leotiomycetes, Helotiales, Lachnaceae. The record is from RefSeq and is a predicted model, not a curated record. The transcript is spliced from 7 exons. Gene Ontology annotation, cellular component: cytoplasm; plasma membrane. Gene Ontology annotation, biological process: phosphatidylinositol-mediated signaling; phosphatidylinositol phosphate biosynthetic process. Gene Ontology annotation, molecular function: 1-phosphatidylinositol 4-kinase activity.
AUGGACACUGCCGCUCGAAACAUUCGCCGAAAGGCGCUGCAGAAGAUCGCAGCGCUUUCUGCUACGUCAUCUACAACCCCCUACGAGACUUCAGAUCUCGACAAGCUUUCCAAAGGAUGCCCAAAGCAUGGAAAGGUCAAUGGCAAGUCAAAUGGGCAUGGAAAUGGUGGCUCGGGGUCAUUGGCCGGCUCCCCCAUGAGUAUAAGAGAAUUUGAGGUCCUCCUAGCUUUGUGCAAAGCAGCUCCUCUUCUCCAGGCUCCUCAUAGUGCAGAGAAGCUUAUGAACCAAUUAUCUCCGUAUAUUCUAGAGGCUCACACUCAAGUCUUCCUCCCUUCGCCAUAUUUCCGCGAAAUCGAACCUUCCCCAGUGGAGGCCUUGAGCAACAACCUUACCACUGCUCUUCUCGGGCUCGGAAUAAACCAUAGUUAUAUGCGCGAUGCGAUUUCUGCAAAGCUAUGGAAGUAUUUGCAUCAUUGCUUUGAGGCAGCCGAGGCCGCUUCGCCGGCUCAAGCGCUUGGUUCGGACGAUGGAAGUUAUACUGAAGUGGAAGAUGCCAUUCAAACAGCAACAGUCACUAUCUCCAUCUUGGGAUUUCUCAAUUCAGCUGCCACUUUCGCUAAUUUCUGGACCGGGCCGGAACGACUGACCUUGAUACAGCGUGUGAAAAGGGUGUUGUCUGAAAGAUUCUUGGUAGCAGUUGAGACGGCCUUUUCUACAAUUCGCAAUUCGAACAGUCCGAAUGUUUCCGUGAAAGAGUGGAAACGAUAUGUUCAACAUUAUGCAGCCAUUGGACGGCCUCUUGGAGCCAUGAUUCUUCAACAAAGCUUUAUGUGGCUUCUUGUGGCCGGAUCUUCACUUCUAGACACAGAUGUCAGUGUUCUGAGAGGGGCUGACGUUCUGGAUAUUUAUAUGGCAGCCCCUGUUGCUUCUAGACCUACUUCUCGUCGUAGCGAAGAAUUGGAUUUUGAAACUAUUGAAACAAUGGCCAAUAUUGCAGCUGAUGAGAUGAGCCUUCUCGAAGAUGGCGCUGACUAUCUUCGCCUUGGGUCAACCUGGCAGCAACGAUUGGCGUUUUCUGUAAAAGCUAGUGCCCUUACGAGCUACCUGAAUUGCGCUCUGAUUAAUGAAGAUGCUGCAGACCCCGAUAUUCUCAUAUCCUGGCUGGAAGAUACCGUCGCGGAUUCGGUGCAAAUGGCAGACGAAGUACUAGCGAGUGUGGUUCUUCGUUCAAUGGCUCUAAUUUCAAAAAUCUCUCCUACUUUUGCGCCGAGUGUUAGCCGAUUGCUUCCUCGCUUCAUUGUUCAAGGUGGCCCACGAAGCCAGACAAUUGCUCUCGCCUCUACUUGCUUGGCCUACGUCCUUCGAACUCUAUCGCAAGAUGCUAUUAUUACCACCCUAUAUACCCUAGGGAACGUCCUGAGUUCUAGUUCCACUGCUGAUCGAGCCCUUGCUGGAGGGGUGAAUGGCGAUUUAUCGUUGGAUGGGAGUGUCAACUCUACAUUCUACAAUGGAAAACAAUCCACUGGAAGUAGCAUCUCUCUACCAAUGAGUGGAGAAGAGGAGACUGCGGUUGUUUACGGAAACGUUGUACAGGCUAUCUGUGGCAUUGCCAGCAGUUGUAAUGAUCCCAAAAUUACGGCUCUGGCUCAGGCAAUGCUGGUCCAGAAGAUCAACAAAAUCAACAGAGCAACCGACGCUCGUAUAAUCUCGGAGGCGGCUGGGCUAUCAUUGAGUGGGGGCCCACUCGAGUUCCGAGGGCUGCUCAAGCUCUAUGCUAGAAUAAGCCAAGAUGGAGUGACACAGAAUAGUGAGAUCUUGAUGGAUGCUGUAAUGAAAGCUCGGAACUUCCUGUCAUCGAACUUGCGCAAAGAUGGUCCCUUAUACGACAUUUAUCUGGAGCAUCUCCUCGAAUCUAUUAUCAGCAAAGGUGAUGUGCACCAGGCACAAAGCAAUCGGGAGUCAGAUGUUGAAGUUGCUGCUCGGGACAUCGGCCAGCUCUUACAGCCUCUUGCGAUUCUGAUGUCAAGUAACAAGAUGAUUUCGGAUGAUAGCAUUAGCGAGGAGACACUGUCUCUCACCCGCGACGCGUGGUUUAAUAUUGUCGUUCAUGGUUUCACAACUAAUACAGACCGUGGUAGGCAAUACAUUAAUGAACUGCGGCUCAUGGCAAUUCAUACGAAGCCUCUUGUUGGAGAGCAGCGAGGCGAGCAAGUCGAGAGCGAUAUCGAACUCAAUACUGUUCUUCGUCGCGGUAUGAGUGCUGAACACGAGUCAAUGCAAAAGAAACGCCUCACUUCACUCUUGCCAUCUAGAUCUUCAGAAAUCAGGAGCUUGAGCUACCGCAAAGUCAUAUUUUUACAAGCAGCAUAUCUAGUCGAAACACUAAGGGCUGACUCGGGUGAUUGCACGAAGGCUUUGAUAUAUUUUAUGGAGCCCAGCAUGCGCCGAGGGGAUAUGAGCAGCACAAUGGAAGCGAUUACUAUGGCAGUCAUGGAUACCUAUUUGAAAAAGACGUUGGGCGGUCUUGACCCAACCUUUUCAGCACCUUAUGUUGCGAAACAGCUUGCGCUUAUCUUCAGUGGGUGCUGCUAUCGUAUCGAAAGAGUCCAGCAAGCGGCAAUAAUGUGUGCGGACAGAUUGAUUCGCGAGGUUCCUUCUGCACUUUGCAAAACGUCCUCCCUCUUCGCACUUCUGGAAUCGUUGUCUCUCAUGUGGUCAAGCUGUUUGGAGGCUGAAACGGAUGAAUAUGAAUGGAAAUCAACCUUCACUUCCAUUCGCGGAAAGGUUACAAUUGAAUUAUCCGAUGAUUAUAGUCUUCGUCGUCGGACGCUAAACAAUCUUUACAAAAGGGCGAAAGGAUGGGUUACCGCCGUAAUCAGCAUUGCACCCCUGGACGUGAAGGGUCUUUUGCAGACAUAUCUCUCGGAGUACGAUGAUGAAGGUGCUUAUGGGCACGUAUCUUUAGGUAGAUCCUUUGCAACGGAGAUGGGCUCCGUCAUUCCAAGCUCAGAUCAAAGACUUGGUGCGAUAGAUCGUCACGGCGAUUGUAAUAUUAAUACUGCGUCUGAUUUCAUCGCUCAGUAUACCACGCGGCAAGAGUAUCGAUACGCAGAAGCACUACCGGACCAUGAUCCAGAAUGGUUACAUUUCUUGAAUCUCGAAAACCGACGUGGGUCUCUUGCUUCGAAGCCAGACAAAGAUGGUGAUGAUGCAGCGACUGUCCUUGCCCACAUCGAGGCUCGCACUGUCAAACGGAAAUACAUACCAAUCAAGGAACUCCGCGACGUCCUUCGAAGAGCUGCAGCACUUUUGUGUCGAUCGGAGAAAGACGAGUGUGCCAUAGUGCAUCACCUUGUCAACAUACCCUUUUCAAUCUUCACGAAGCAGUCCAUCAAACUUGGAAUAUCACUUUGGUUGGGGGUGAUUAAUGAGAACCCCCGUAUGGAGCCGCGGAUUUUGAUGGAAGUUGCACAGCAGUGGGAGUCAACUGUUCAUCGAAGACUUGGCAUUUUUAAUUCCAAAUUUCAUCACCCCGAUCCAUUUUAUGUAAAGGGAGAGUUUGCACCAAGCGAUCGGGCGAUGUUGUCGAAAAGACAGCAAACAGCAUACAAUCUUCUCGCACCUCACACACGUCUGUUGCAAUUCUUGGUAAGCCACUUCAAUGCAAGUCGCCUCGGCAGCCUACACGUAGAGAAGGCAUUCAUUAGAAUCCUAAACAUCACACUGGAUGGCUUGAAGCAUGCCACGGACCAUCCACUUGCGAGAGAAAUCAGAUUGCAAAUUGUUUUAUUUGGCCUCCAAGUCAUAAAGUACGCAACUUCUCUAGAUCUCAGCUCUCGAUGCCAGCUGAAGAAUAAGCUCUUGUCGGCUGCCUUGAGUUGGUUCACUUUUGCACCCAAAUGGUCCUUUGGCGGAAACAGAUUGCAGUUGAAGGCAGAGGUCCACUUACUUGAAGAUGUUUCCCAGGCUCUGAAGAGUGUUCCGAUUGUGGGGAAUAUACCAGUACCGCUUUCGAAAUCUCUACUAGCAAAAGAGAAUCUGUUGCAGGCUCUGAUGGAAAGUGAGCACACUAGACUAACUGUGUGGUUGUUUCCGUUGGGCGAGUCUGUACAAUCAUCGGGUCAGAAAUCAAGGGGCCCUAAUGAGGUACAUCUACGCCGCCUCUCACCUGAAAUUUUUAUAGCUAAACAUGAACAGGUUGUCCUCUCGGGUCUAGUGAGAACUGCAUGGACCGAAAGCCCCGCAUUGGCAAUAGAAUUAAUCUCUAGGUUCCCGUCUGCUAAACUUCACAAAGAGGUUCGAUGGCUCCUACUGAACUUCCCUGACAAGGCAAUAUCCGAACCGGAGGCAGUGCAGGUGUUACUUGGGGACACAUUACCAAAUGAUGUCUCGUUUCAACUAAAGUUUUUACUGUAUUGGGCACCCGUAAACCCGAUCACCGCGGUCACUUAUUUCUUACCUGCUUACCGCAACCAUCCGUUCAUCUUACAAUACGCUAUGCGAGCCUUGGAAAGUCACUCCGUGGAUGUGACAUUCUUUUUUGUCCCCCAGAUUGUGCAAACCUUGCGUUAUGAUGCCCUCGGAUACGUCGAGAGAUAUAUUGUGGAGACUGCGCAGUUCUCACAGCUUUUUGCGCAUCAAAUUAUCUGGAAUAUGAAGGCUAAUGCUUACAAAGAUGAAGAUUCUCAAAUUCCCGAUGCCGUCAAACCGACACUGGAUAAAGUAACAAGCCGCAUGAUUGCAAGCUUCUCUGGGGUCGAUAAAGGUUUCUUUGAGCGCGAAUUUGAGUUCUUCGACGAGGUUACGAGUAUUUCGGGGAAACUGAAGCCCUUUAUCAAGCGCCCAAAGGAAGAGAAGAAGCAAAAGAUUGAAGAGGAGCUACGAAAGAUCAAAGUCGAGGUCGGUGUCUACUUGCCUAGUAAUCCUGACGGAGUGGUCAUUGGAAUUGAUCGAAAAUCUGGGAAACCGCUCCAGAGUCAUGCUAAAGCCCCUUACAUGGCAACCUUCCGGAUCCAGAAGAGUAAAGGUGAUAUGGAAGGCACCGAUGAGCUUUUGGAAGAAACCAAUAAGAAUGGCCCAGGUCCAAAAGACGAGACAGUUGAAAUAUGGCAAUCUGCCAUUUUCAAGGUUGGAGACGAUUGUCGGCAAGACGUUCUGGCUCUCCAGAUGAUUGCCGCUUUUCGGGGGAUCUUCAACAACGUUGGUCUUGACGUCUACGUAUUCCCUUACCGCGUCACAGCAACAGCACCCGGCUGUGGUGUUAUCGAUGUUUUGCCAAACUCAAUCUCUCGGGACAUGGUCGGUCGAGAAGCUGUCAAUGGUCUUUAUGACUAUUUUGUUUCGAAAUAUGGCAAUGAAGAUUCUCCUCGCUUCCAGGAAGCACGAAGCAACUUUGUAAAAAGCAUGGCGGCUUACUCAAUCAUUUCAUUCCUGUUGCAAUUCAAAGAUCGACACAACGGCAAUAUCAUGAUCGACGACGCUGGACAUAUCUUGCACAUUGAUUUUGGAUUCUGUUUUGAUAUUGCACCUGGAGGUGUCAAGUUUGAAAGAGCGCCGUUCAAGCUUACAACAGAGAUGGUCGCUGUGAUGGGUGGCAGCACUGAUCACCAGGCCUAUAAAUGGUUUGAGGAACUGUGCGUCAAGGCAUACCUGGCUUCUCGGCAAUAUACAGAGAAGCUCUCCCAGCUGGUGCUGCUGAUGAUGGAUUCUGGUCUGCCAUGCUUCAAGCCAGAAACCAUCCAACAUUUCAAAGAGAGGUUCGUCUUGGAGAAGAGCGAGAGGGAGGCAGCAGACUUCAUGAAGGGCUUGAUCAAGAAGAGUCAGGGCAGCUACUCGACUGGGGUUUAUGAUCAGUUCCAACUGCUCACCAACGGUAUCCCGUACUAG